AUGCGACAACAGCGCCGUGCCUUCCUCUCUGUACCUCAAACAUGGAAGCAGACACAAGACAAAACUCCAGACACCCAACUAUCCUCCUUUCCUCCUCCUUCUAUUGAUCAUUACGCUCCAUCCCAACUUCAGUUUCCAUUUGCUUCCAUAUCUUCUACCGAUGCUCCUCUUUUCCCCUCUUUUCUUUCUCCUGUUUUAUCCCACCUGCCUCAUCCUCCAUCUUCAUCUCUUCCAUACCACUCCUUUCCAUCCUUUCAUGGCCUCCUGAGGUUCCUCUUAGUUCUCCUGGCCUCCCUGUGUUUACUGCCCUGCCCAGUCCAUGGAGCUGCGUUUCGGGUUGGGGUGGUGGGCCCCUGGGUGUGUGACCCCCUCUUUGCCAAGGCUCUUCCCAAUGUGGCGGCACAGCUCGCCGUCAGCCGUAUCAACAAGGAUCCUUCACUGUCCUACGCUGCCACAUUUGACUAUGCUGUGCUGCAGGAGCCAUGUGAGACGUCAAAGGCAUUAGAAAAAUAUGUGGGUUUCCACACCACGGCGUCAGCGUACAUUGGACCAGCCAAUCCCGGCUACUGUGAUGCUGCUUCGAUGCUCACCAAAGGCUGGAACAAAGCAAUGUUUUCUUGGGGUUGCGUUGGCUACGAGUUGGACGAUAUUCGGAGCCACCCAACCUUCGCCCGCACCAUGCCGAGGCCCACCUGGGUGCUGCUCAGUGUCAUGAACUACUUCAGGUGGGCCCAGAUUGGCAUCAUCUCUUCCUCAGACGACAUCUGGGUGGAGACGGCCAUCAAGGUAGCUGACUCCUUGAGGAGCCACGGUCUAUCGGUCAAACUGGUCAGUUUUAUGGAGAACACACCUCAAGGCAUCAGAAGAACUCUGACUAAAAUUCGCAAGAGGAGUGAAAUAAGAGUCUUGAUCCUUUGCAUGCACUCAGCGCUAAUCGGUGGUCAAGUUCAGAAGCUCUUCUUGGAGACGGCCUACGAUAUGCAGAUGAUCGACGGCUCCCGGAUCUUCCUGCCCUACGACACCCUCCUCUACAGCCUGCCCUAUCGCAAUGUGAGCUACCCGGUUCUGAAGAGCAACAGCAAACUGCUGCGGGCCUACGACGCCGUGCUGACCGUCACCAUCGACUCGCCCCAGCAGUCGUUCUUCGAGGCCUACAACGAGGCCAUGGAGAGGGGAGAGGUGGCGAGAACUCUGAAGCCACAGCAGGUGUCUCCGCUCUUCGGCACCAUCUACAGCUCCAUCCUGUUAAUGGCUCAUGCAGUGCAGCGUAUUCGGCAGACUAGGGCGUGGAUGUCUGGAGGAAAUCUGGCACAACGCACACGUAACCUGGACUUUCAGGGCUUCAGCCACCGAAUCAAAACCAACAGGUCUGGAGCGGCUCUGCUGGACUAUCUUGUACUGGACACAGACGGACUCUCCUGGGAGUUGAAACCAACAUACAGGAUCGACAUGGAGGCCGGCAUGGUGCGCUUUUUGGGUCGAGAGAUUCACUUUCCUCGCGGCUACGGACCCAGAAGGGACUCGUCGUGCUGGUUUGCUCCUGGAUUCCUCUGCUCAGGGGGUGUGGAUCUGUUCUCCACCAUUGGUUUUUUCGUUGCGAUGGUCGUUGCCUCUAUUGUUGCCAUGGCGCUGUCUUACUGUGUCAGGCGACGCAUCCAUCAGAUUCAGAUGGUCAGGGGUAAAAACAAGAUCUUGCUGACUCUGGCUGAUGUCACCUUCAUAAACCCGUCGCUUAGCAACAAGAAGUUUAGUGUGGACGACGGCAGGGCCAGCGGCAUGAGGAGCGUGUCCGAAAGCAGGGUUGCAUCGCCGGUCUCCACUAUAACCCCGGCCACCUACGAGAACUCCAACAUUGUCAUCUUUGAGGGUGACUGGGCGUGGCUGAAGAGACUCCCCGAUGGCUCGUUUAGCCACAUUAACCCCAAAACCACUGAUGUGUUUGAGCUGAUGAAGGACAUGCGGCACGAGAACAUCAACCCUUUCCUCGGCUUCUUCCUCGACUGCGGCGUGUUCGCCAUCGUGACCGAGUUCUGCUCCAGAGGAAGUUUAGAGGACCUGCUGCUGAAUGACGACGUCAAACUGGACUGGAUGUUCAAGUCGUCUCUACUUCUAGAUCUUAUAAAGGGUAUGAAGUACCUCCACCACCGAGGCGUGGUCCACACUCGUCUGAAGUCCCGUAACUGUGUGGUGGACGGCCGCUUCGUCCUGAAACUAACAGACUACGGAUACAACGAGGUUCUUGAGUCUCAGAGGUUCCCUUACAUAGAACCGCCUGCAGAAGAGAUGUUGUGGACGGCUCCAGAGAUCCUGAGGAGCGGGCAUCCGGGUUUCCACGGGACGCAGCAGGGUGACGUUUACAGCUUCGCCAUCAUCAUGCAGGAAGUGGUGAUCAGAGGGCCUCCGUUCUGCAUGAUGGACCUGCCCGCUGCGGAUAUGAUAGAGAAGCUCCGUACGCCUCCUCCUGUGUUUCGGCCGGUGGUCAGUCCGGACUACGCUCCGUUAGAGUGCAUCCAGCUGAUGAAACAGUGCUGGAACGAACAGCCAGACAAGAGACCCGACUUUGAAGAUAUAUUUGAUCAGUUUAAGAACAUCAACAAAGGCAGGAAGACCAACAUCAUCGACUCCAUGCUGAGGAUGCUGGAGCAGUACUCCUCCAACCUGGAGGAGCUGAUCAGGGAGCGAACCGAGGAGCUGGAGAUCGAGAAGCAGAAGACGGAGAAGCUACUGACGCAGAUGUUGCCUCCGUCUGUGGCCGAAGCGUUGAAGGUUGGCGGUACAGUCGUGCCGGAGCAUUUCGACAGCGUAACUCUCUACUUCAGCGACAUCGUCGGCUUUACGACCAUCUCGGCCAACAGCGAACCCAUCGAGGUGGUCGACCUGCUCAACAGCCUCUACACGCUUUUCGACGCCAUCAUAGGAAAUCAUGACGUCUACAAGGUGGAGACGAUUGGCGACGCUUACAUGGUGGCGUCGGGCCUUCCCGUCCCCAACGACAACCGUCACGCUGCAGAAAUAGCCAACAUGUCCCUUGACAUCCUGAGCGCCGUGGGAACUUUCAAAAUGAGACACAUGCCUGACGUUCCUGUUAGGAUACGCAUCGGACUGCACACAGGUCCAUGUGUAGCAGGAGUCGUCGGUCUCACGAUGCCUCGAUACUGCUUAUUUGGAGAUACAGUGACCACCGCCUCUCGUAUGGAGUCCAGCGGGUUGCCCUACAGGAUCCACGUCCACGAGAGUACCGUAAAAGUCUUGCUGGGCCUGAAUGUGGGCUACAAGGUUGAGCUGAGAGGCAGGACAGAAACGAAGGGGAAAGGAGUCGAGGAGACCUACUGGCUUGUAGGGAGAGAUGGAUUCGACAAACCUCUUCCUGUUCCUCCAGAACUCAAGUCUGGGCAAAUGGCUCACGGGCUGCAGAUGGCCGAGAUAGCCCAGUACAAGAAACGGAAAGCCGAGCAACAACAGCAGGAACUACUUGCAAAGAAGAAAAACUGA
Molecule: messenger RNA, 3492 nt
Organism: Scomber japonicus (chub mackerel)
Lineage: Eukaryota; Metazoa; Chordata; Actinopteri; Scombriformes; Scombridae
Gene: gc2
Product: guanylyl cyclase 2
Exons: 23
Coding region: 1-3492 (1163 amino acids)
Biological process (GO): cGMP biosynthetic process; protein phosphorylation; intracellular signal transduction
Molecular function (GO): protein kinase activity; peptide receptor activity; guanylate cyclase activity
Source: RefSeq, a predicted model, not a curated record